This is a messenger RNA of Plectropomus leopardus (leopard coralgrouper), 430 nucleotides long. The record is from RefSeq and is a predicted model, not a curated record. NCBI's taxonomy places the organism in Eukaryota, Metazoa, Chordata, Actinopteri, Perciformes, Serranidae.
AUUGUUUUAACUAAUCACGUGUGUCACACAGGGGUUCCUCCAAGAUGGAAGAGGCCUGUGAUAUGUAUGUGAGAGCAGCCAACAUGUACAAAAUGGCCAAAAACUGGUGUGCUGCAGGAAAUGCGUUCUCCCAAGCUGCUGCCCUUCACCUCCAGAUGCAGAGCAAACAUGAUGCAGCAACUAACCUUAUAGAGGCUGGAAAUGCCUUCAAAAAAGCAGAUCCACAAGAGGCCAUAAACUGCCUAAACCGAGCUAUUGAGAUAUACACUGAUAUGGGGCGCUUUACCAUCGCAGCCAAACAUCACAUCACCAUUGCUGAAGUAUAUGAGACAGAGUUGGUGGACAUCGACAAGUCCAUCGCUCAUUACGAACAGGCAGCAGAUUAUUACAAAGGUGAAGAAGCCACCAGGUGAGUAUUUUAGAUCAGUAA